CAGCGCCUCUCUAUUUGAUAGUAUUUAUUUUUCUCCACUGGGAAAGUCAAAAAGUCAUAAAAAGUGUGGUUAGGGUUUUCUCUCUCUCUGUUCUAUCUCUCCCACAGAACACAAAACGUAUCGCCGACGCCUCUCUUCUUAUUCAUAUCUGUCUUUCUCAUUGUCGAGUUUGGUCUAACAUCUGAUUUCUCGUUUCGUAUAGAAUCUGAGAAAGUGGUUAGUGAAUAGACUUUAGAAAGAGUUUGCGAUUGAAUUUUUGUAAGAGAAAUAGUAAUGAUGAAGAAAACGAAGAAAGGGAGAGUAUCGUGGGCAUCAGAUAGUAUGCUUUGUCAGGUAAAGUUGUUUCUUAGUGAUGAUUGUCCCGUUAAAGUUGCAUCGAAUCUUCCACCUGGUUUUGAAGCUACUGAUUAUGCAACGAAGCGAAUCAUCUCACACAUUCCUCGGAUCAAAUGGAAACGCCCACCAUUGUUUGUCCUCGAUGAUGCUUUGCUUGUUGGGAGUGGUGGAAAAAGCAUCGAGACUCGUUCUGAGAAUCUUAGGAUUUCUAAAGUCUUGGAAGCUUUCUAUCCACAUCGCUCUGUGAUCCCUUCUCGUCCUUCGCUCACACUAGCUGUUGAAGAAGAACACUAUGACGACGGCAAAACUCCUAAUAUCCCUCUCACUCACGUUGAAGAUGAACGUGACGCUGCUGCUGAAUCUUCCCACAGUUUCGAAGCUCCUGCAGCUGUUUCUGGACUUGGACCAGAGUUAAGUCUUCUUGCUUCUGCAGCUUUGUCUGCCUUAACUAAGGAACAGGGCUCUCAGGUCGAUCCUGAUUUACUUGUCAAGUUACUCAGUGACCCCAAAAUCGUUGAGAACUUGAUCAAUGGCAUGAAAGGUAAACCACUUGAAACUGCAAAUAACAGUCUAAACACUGACAUCACCGAACCUAGACUUGCUCCUCAACAUGUCACCUCCACAACCAUGGACAGAAACCCACCUCCCAUGCCUGGAAAUGUUGCGCCACAUAAUGUACCUGUUUCGGUUCAGUCCAGUGCUACAGAUCCUCCACUCCCCAAACCCAAUCAGCCCAUGUCCAGUGCUCUCUCAAUGAACCUUACCCUCCAGAAACCCACCCCGGUUGUUCACAACUAUCCAUUGUCUUCUGGGAUCAAAGUUGAGGAUUCUUACACAGCUGCUCCCUUGAAACCAAGCACAGGGGAUGAUGUUGUAGUCUCAGAACAAAAGACCCAACUCCUUUUCCCUUGCAGCUCUUGGAAUAUGAAUAAGGUACCGGAGUCAGCGCGAACUGAAACAGAUCCUCAAAUCCGUAAUGGUAACACAAACCGGGAUGAUCAGGUUUCUGCAAAACCCGUGAAAGAUCUAGACUACUUCAAGAACCUCAUUAGGGAACAUGGGGCAGUCAAACCGGCAACAACUGAAACUAACAAUUACAAAGGAAGAGUUGAUCAUAAGAAAAUCGUAAAGGUUAGGAUUCAGAAACCGUGCAUGUAUUUUAACAGGCCCAAGGGGUGUCGGAUGGGCGAGAGUUGCUUGUAUCUUCACGACAGUUCUAAAAGGUUAUGGACUGAUGUUGCACCUCCUCACUUUCCCAGAGCUAAGAGACUCAAGUUUGGAUCGUAAUACAGCUACGAUAUGACUCAAAAUUUAACACCAAGCAUGUCUGAAAUUAUUGGUAAAUAGCUUCAUCCAAAUUCUGAUAACUUGUUUAACAAGUUUCCCAAAGUUAGUCAGUCAUCCAUGUUUUUUUUUUUUGGGUCCACCCGUUGCCGUAACAUUUCUUUUGGCCAUCUACAAGGUUAUCAUUUUAGUACUUGGACCAAGAGUUUUGAGAAGUUGGUCAAUUUUGUUGCCGGAGAAAAAGACGGAUUAUUACAAUCCAUAAAAUUAGUUAAUGAUAUCACUGGAGUUCAAUUUCUUUUUCUACCAUAAUUUUAAAAAUGUAUUGAAAUUUUUAAAUCUCUGGAAUAACAACACCGAAGAUAUUAAUUCCAUUAAAUAAAAAAGAAAGUGAAAUUAGAAACAAUGAAACAUAACCGCUUAG
Messenger RNA from Arabidopsis thaliana (thale cress), 2044 nucleotides. Its product is annotated as Zinc finger C-x8-C-x5-C-x3-H type family protein. The coding region runs from base 274 to 1623 and encodes 449 amino acids. Lineage: Eukaryota; Viridiplantae; Streptophyta; Magnoliopsida; Brassicales; Brassicaceae. The record is from RefSeq and is marked reviewed. The transcript has 4 exons. Gene Ontology annotation, molecular function: metal ion binding.